Messenger RNA from Erigeron canadensis, 913 nucleotides. RefSeq names its product REF/SRPP-like protein At3g05500. Bases 78 to 731 code for a protein of 217 amino acids. The record is from RefSeq and is a predicted model, not a curated record. The transcript has 3 exons. NCBI's taxonomy places the organism in Eukaryota, Viridiplantae, Streptophyta, Magnoliopsida, Asterales, Asteraceae.
AAACAAAAACAGAUUCAUCUAUUAUUGAUCGAUACACACACACAAAUUUAUAUUUUGGUUUAAUUUUUCAAUUUUUCAUGGCAGAAAGUGAUGUUUCUGUUACUAAUCAAUCAGAGGUUGAGAGUGAAGAAGAGAGGUUGAAGUACCUAGAAUUUGUUCAAGUGGCAGUGGUGAAUGCAGUUGUUUAUGCAUCAAAGGUCUACAGUUAUGCCAAGGAAAACUCUGGUCCCCUCAAACCUGGUGUGGAGACAAUAGAGGGUACCCUCAAGACUGUUGUCAGACCUGCAUAUGAUAAGUUCCAUGAUGUCCCUGUUGAGGUCCUUAAGUUUGUUGAUCGUAAGGUUGACGAGUCGGUUACUAAAUUCGACAGCAGAGUGCCGCCUUUUGUGAAGCAGGUGUCGACUAAAACUAAAAACUUGUCUAAUGUGGCCUCUGAAGUCAAGAACGCUGGUGUGGUUGAAACGGCCUCUGGGCUAGCAAAAACUGCAUACACAAGGCUAGAGCCAGUUGCUGAGCAUUAUGCUGUUUCUGCUUGGCUUACUCUGAAUCAGCUCCCACUCUUCCCUAAGGUGGCUAAAGUGGUUGUACCUACAGCAGCUUACUAUUCUGAAAUGUACAACCAGACUGUACAGCAAACAGCAGAGAAAGGCUACAAGGUUUCUUCCUAUCUACCGUUGGUGCCUACUGAAAGGAUUGCUAAGGUUUUCAACUCAGCCGAGCCACAAGCUUGAAGCUGAAUGUGGAUACCCUGUAAAUGCUUGGUUUGGUUUGUUAAGUUUAACUAAAGUCGUAUGACAUUGCUUGUGGGUUUUUAAAUUGAACGUUGCUAUGUUAAUGGUACCUGAUUUGAUCAUGAGACAUGGAAAAUGGAUUCUUCUAUUAUAUGUACAGCUAGGGCUUUGUAUUGUCGUAA